UUUGUUCUCUGUGCCUGUGUGAAUGGUAGUGCUGAGCCCUCUCGAAACAUUUUGCUUAACUGGGGAAGUGGAGGUGGCAGAAUUUAGCUGUGAAAAAUUCCUGGAGUUUGCAACAGCCAGCAGCUGGUUAGGACACAGUGUCAAACAGCUAAGGUUACCAUGUGGCAUUGUUGGAUGCCCUUCAUCUUGGUCUGGGUAUCCAUGGCAACCCCAGCCAUGUGCCAAAGUGGAGACUGGGGUUCAGGCUUUGACAUUUACUCUGAGAUAAUAGCCACCAAUGACACAUCUCAGGCAGCUGGUGAUGAGCCUGCGAGGAUAAGAAACAAUCAGGACUGGAUCACAUCAGCAGCUUUCUCACCAUCGCCAUCGCCAUCACCAUCACCUGCGCUGCAGUACGAGCCUCAACCUGACAAGUGCUCGGUCUUCUUCAACACUAACACUGCUUGGGCUCAAAGGCUGAAGGCCGAGAAAGAGGAGCUGGCCUAUCUGCAGGCCAUCCAGCAUGGAAACAAAGCGGUGAUGGAGAACUUGUUGCAGUUUGUGGGGGCAGAGCUGGGAGAUCAGAGCUAUGAAGAUGUGAUUAAGGAAAAUGUCAUUGGGAUCCAAGAGGACCACAAAAGUUGCCACGAGGUGGUAGAGAAGGCUGAGGAAGAUAUGGAACAGCAGCUGGAGGGCGAAGUGCUGCAUGCUGGGAUGCAGAAAAUCAGAGAAGAGUCCUUGGCCUUUGAAGACAUGCUCCGCGCUGCAGUGGACAUCGCCAACAGGCUGGAGAUCUCAUCACAGGCCCUGCAUGCAUCAUUUACCAAGCAGCUGAAAGACAUCACCAAAAUCCAUCGCUAAGGAAGUGAUGACAAGACUCGCUGCUCUCAUGUCAUCCUCCAAAUUGAGGAGGAUGUUUGGUAUCCUGUGUGAGACCCAAAACAAGGGAAAUGCUUUUAAUUAAGUUAACCAUACACAGAGCACUGAGAUACAACAAUGUGUCAACGUCAGCCAGUAAAGCAACUGUAUGAAUGAACAAAAGAUGAGAAAACGAUUAGAAAAAAUAAUUGUUGGGUAAAAAAACACAUUCCCUUUCACCAACAUUAUAAUCCCGUAAGCCAUUAAAUAUUAUUUUCCAUCCAGGCAUUAUUAUUUGUGGAACUGGGUGAGGACAAAUGUGGUAACAGUAUGUAGUGCAGGUUUAAGCCAAGUUGAGUGUUUAUGGAUCAAACUAGAUUGGCCUUUAGAGACUGAACAUAAUGGCUCUGUUAGUCUUCUCUAGAGGAAGCUAUGGAUUGGCCAUCUGGUUCCAGGGUGAGGAUGGAGGCCAGGAUACAGUUAGGAUGACUAGCGUGUUCCAGUGGACAUUUUGUUUUUGCAAGACUGCAAUGCAUAUUUAUAAAGCAUUGUUAUCUGUCAUUUGGGGAAAACUAUGCAGUAACCCUACUCAGUCGCCAGAAGAAAUUGUUGGCAUUGUAUAUUACUGCAAACCACAGAAAUGUUAAAUUGGUACUUUUCAUAUGUAUCAUAUCAGCGUUUCUAAAGUGGUGUAGCAUAUGAGCUGUCUUUAUCAACGUGAGGUGCAGGGGAUGAUGGACUGAUAUAAAUUUUUCCUUUUUUUGUCAACCUAAGCAAUCCACAGGCAAACUGGCAGUUGAAAUGUAGCUUCCUCAUAUCCCUCCUUUUAAACACCACACACACGUAAUUAAGGAGGGAAGCGCAGGGUCGGCCAUAAUAUGGCUCUCCUGAAGCAGUUAGGGGUUCCUUGCCUUGUUCAACAACCCAUCAGCAGUGCCCUGGAGGCCCUGAGCUGCUGCCGCCUCGGACAGUGGUUCCCAACUGGUGAAGAUUUGUCUCCAGUCAUUAGUUCAAGGUCCACACAGUUUAAUACAUUCAGCGUCAUAGUUGUGUUUGGCCACGUCAUCGAGUUUGCUGUCUCUGUCAAGUUGCUAUCCGUUAGUCACUUACUCUGCAGCAGGAAACAGCAAUUCAAAAUGAAAGCUCUGUGCUGUAAA
Epinephelus lanceolatus (giant grouper) is the source of this 1994-nucleotide messenger RNA. RefSeq lists its product as uncharacterized. The record is from RefSeq and is a predicted model, not a curated record. Lineage: Eukaryota; Metazoa; Chordata; Actinopteri; Perciformes; Serranidae.